CUCCCCUGAAGCCACAGACCCGUCUCCCAGCAUCCCUGCUGUGUAUUCUCCCCAUUUCAUUACCAAUUCCACAUCCGCCACCACAUUCCCUGAUUUACUGGGCCUGAAGCGUAACUCCAUCAUGUCACAUAUGGGCAUGGGUGGCAUGGACGGCGCGGGGAUGUCGAUGAAGCCCUAUCUCCACUUUACACCGGGUGAUAUGCUCUGGUUCAUGGCCUGGACCCCGUCCUCUUCAGGUGCCGUCUUCGGCGCUUGCUUUGGGCUUUUCCUUAUCUCUAUCAGCGAGCGGUUGCUCAAUGCUAUCCGGGUUAUCAUGGCGGUCGAAUGGGAGAAACGGGCUCGACUGGCGAAGUCAGUCAAUGACAGUGCCGCGCCGUUACCCACUAUAGCCCAAGCCCAACAAAUCGAGCCGAAGCCAUCUCCAUCGCCUGACCCUAGUGCUCGCCCAGCACAGUCUGUUAGAUCUAUUAGAAACCACAUACGUCAGUUGCCCUUCAUUCCAGCGCACGACCUGUCUCGCGGGGUUCUGUUCGCCCUUCAAAGCACGUUUGUGUAUUUGCUCAUGCUGGCAGUUAUGACCUUUAAUGCCCCCUUCAUCCUCAGUAUCGUGAUAGGCUUAGGGGUAGGCGAAACAUUAUUUGGGAGAUUCGCCGCAGUCGCACCGGGCGCGGGACAUUGAUUGAUUCAGUGAGUUCACGAGCUAUUCCACCGUUCGUAACAUCCCCCAAUCCCUCAGUCAGUCCAUUGUCUUUCUGAGACUGCGCAUAAGCACUGAGCGGAUUGCAUUGAUAACUCAUUUUUUGAACCUGC
Messenger RNA from Cantharellus anzutake, 810 nucleotides. RefSeq names its product Ctr copper transporter. Bases 122 to 679 code for a protein of 185 amino acids. The record is from RefSeq and is a predicted model, not a curated record. Lineage: Eukaryota; Fungi; Basidiomycota; Agaricomycetes; Cantharellales; Hydnaceae. Gene Ontology annotation, molecular function: copper ion transmembrane transporter activity. The transcript has 4 exons. Gene Ontology annotation, cellular component: plasma membrane. Gene Ontology annotation, biological process: intracellular copper ion homeostasis; copper ion transmembrane transport.